GUCACAUAACCAUAAUAUUUAGCGAAGUCUUUUCUCUUUCAAGCUGUUAGUCUGUGUUAAGUGGGAUUAGUUUGAUAAGGUUGGUUAGUGAGUGACUUCAGGUCUUCUUGAAUUCAAAGGGACAAUAUCUAUGAUUCUAUCCUCCAUGGCUCUGAGCUUCUGUUCAAACCUGGGAUCAUCACUUCAGCAUCACAGCCUUCCAGAGUUAACCGCCUAUCCACAAGGCAGCGUAGAGAUAGGAAAUCAUGAGCUCUUUGGUUGUAAUGACAACCUGAUGUUGUCAGAUUCUUUCAUCAACCCUUUGUAUGACGUUGAGGAUCAGCUAUUUUACUCAGAUAGCUACACCAAUCUCCUCCCAUUCUUCUCUUCUCCUUCAGAUAACACAAGCUCUCUCUCCCCCGAAACCUCUCCUCUUGAAGAUUUCGAGUCCUACGCAUGCCCGAAACGCCAAAAACUCUACACAGACCAUUUCAACACAAAAUUUGCAACAAGUUUCUUUGAAGGAUAUGUGCCGAAUCCCAAUCCAGGACCCCCAGAAUUCUUGCCAGAAAUCCCAGUUCUAGAUCCUAAGUUUCAGGUUCCAACAAACUUCAAUGUUGGGAGGACUGAGAGUCUGAUGGAUUCAAAGAAACCAAGCACAGGAGUCAGCUUGUCUGCGCAGAGCAUCGCUGCGCGUGAGAGGAGAAGGAAGAUUACUGAGAAGACACAGCAGCUUGGAAAGCUGAUUCCUGGUGGAAAUAAGAUGAAUACUGCUGAAAUGUUCCAAGCUGCUUCCAAGUAUGUCAAGUUCUUGCAGGCUCAAAUUGGAAUUCUUGAACUCACGGGGACUACUCAGGAAAACAGAGAGGCAAUGCAUACUCAAGAACUUCAAACUCUUGUAACGUCUCCAACAAUUCAAGAGAAGUUGUACUUAGAGCAAAAGUGCUUGGUUCCAAGAGAUUUUGUUCAAACCAUUGCCAAUGAUUGUGAGAUCCAAGCAAAACCUUUGAAUAUCGUAGAGGAGAUCGAUCAAGAGUUUCUGGGGGAGCAAUUUCUUGGAUAGUUAGUAGCAGAAAUAUGUUUAUGUCCAAGUAGAGUCUGUUGUUGUUUACCUUGUUUUUUUAAAAAAUAUGGCCUAAUUAUCCUCAAUUUACUUGCUAAUUAACAACUUUCCUUCUUGUAAUGUUAGCAAUAGGAGCUGAUUGUCCAUCUUCAUUUUAGUUUUAGGUGGUCCUAAUUUCUUGUAAAUUUCUUGCUUUCAAGAAAAUAAUUAAUUGAUUUCCUUCUUUUAUUUUAUGA
Messenger RNA from Populus trichocarpa (black cottonwood), 1278 nucleotides. Its product is annotated as transcription factor bHLH52. Gene Ontology annotation, biological process: regulation of DNA-templated transcription. Lineage: Eukaryota; Viridiplantae; Streptophyta; Magnoliopsida; Malpighiales; Salicaceae. The record is from RefSeq and is a predicted model, not a curated record. Gene Ontology annotation, molecular function: DNA-binding transcription factor activity; protein dimerization activity. The transcript has 3 exons. The coding region runs from base 131 to 1042 and encodes 303 amino acids.